Trichoderma virens Gv29-8 is the source of this 1059-nucleotide messenger RNA. RefSeq lists its product as uncharacterized. Lineage: Eukaryota; Fungi; Ascomycota; Sordariomycetes; Hypocreales; Hypocreaceae. Bases 1 to 1059 code for a protein of 352 amino acids. The record is from RefSeq and is a predicted model, not a curated record. Gene Ontology annotation, cellular component: SAGA complex. The transcript has a single exon.
AUGGCUAAUCGUAAAGCCCAGCGCGAAGUCAGCAAUCUCUUCGAGGACCUCGGCCCUUACUACAGCCAGCCGGGCCGCCGCGACAUGUCGCAACGAAAUCGGAGCGGCCGCGGCUCCAACCGCAACAACGGGGGUGCACACGGCGAGGAGGUUCAGAUAUGGGAUGAGGCCAAAGCAUCGUUCAACGACCUCAUCAGCGGCAUCAAUUCGGACAAUGACAACUUGGGCCAGCUCGUGGCCAUGGACAAGCAGGCCGGCACAAUGGACUCGGACAGCGUGCCCACCGACAUGAUGAAGCAGAUGGAGGAGCUUUGCCGAUCCGGUGUCAAAUUCUCCGAGGACAAUAUUAACGCUGCCAAGAACCUGAUGGAGCGCCUCAAGGUGGUGAGAGCAGUUGUCGUGGCCAAGGAGCAGGCCGAAGCGCCACCCACCGGGCCAUCUAAGAGAUCCACCACCAGGGACAAUGCUGCGGCUGCCUCUCUCUACGAAUUUAACGGCGCAGACGACUCCCCAGUACCCAGCCCCAUACCGAGCUCCUCUCGAAAACAUGGCGAUCGAAGCAGCACCCGUGAUAGCAUGCCACCCAAGGCGGACAGUGUCGAGCCGCCGGGGUCCAUCAGCGGUGCUGCUGGCUCGACGAACAAAUCCAAGAUACUCUUCUCCAAAGGCGAUGAGGUAGCCUUCAAGCCCAAGGCUGCCAAUGGCGAGCAGACAUCUGACUGGAUCCUGGGCGAGGUGGCGCAGGUGCUCGGCGAGGGCAAGAGUCGGCGGUACAAGGUUAUCGACAUUGAGCCGGACGAUCAAAGCAAGCAAAAAGAAUACCGCUCCAGCGCCAGCAGCAUGAUUCCCAUUACACCGGAAAGCCAGGCCAGCUCGCUUAAGGAUUACGAAGCUGGCCAUGUGGUUCUUGCCCUUUAUCCCCAGACAACGACGUUUUACAAGGCCGAGGUUCACAGCAUGACAUCAACGGGCAAGGUUGAUCUCAAGUUUGAGGGCGAAAACGAUUCAACGACCCUGCAGCAGGUGGAGCGGAGAUAUGUCAUCGAAUACAGGGUCUGA